AUUUUAUUACUAAAUAAAUUUGGUAACAAAUAAAGUUUUAGUUUCCGUUUACUCCAAUGUUACUAUUUUUUUUCCCCCGACCAUUUUUACACACAGCCAAUCAGAGCCUUGUUUCAUCGUCUCUUGUCGAGGCGAUAAUAUUUAGAUCUGCUCACCAUUUCUCCGCCAUCGCCGACGGAAGAAGAAAGAUGGGAGACAACAACCCUAACCGAUCAGAAGCAGAACGUCUUCUCGGAAUCGCGGAGAAGCUUCUCGAGUCACGAGAUCUAAACGGUUCAAAAGAGUUUGCAAUCUUAGCUCAAGAGACAGAGCCACUCCUCGAAGGCACCGAUCAAAUCCUCGCCGUCGUCGAUGUCUUACUCUCAUCAGCACCAGAGAAUCGUAUCAAAAACCAACCAAACUGGUACAAAAUCCUUCAGAUCGAAGAUCUAACUGAAUCAUCAACAGACAACGAUCUAAUCAAGAAACAAUACCGUCGUCUUGCUCUUCUUCUCCACCCUGACAAAAACCGUUUCCCUUUCGCCGAUCAAGCUUUCAGAUUCGUGCUUGAUGCAUGGGAAGUUCUAUCAACACCUACGAAGAAAUCUCAAUUCGAUGGAGAUUUGAAUCUCAUCUUCACUAAAGUAAAUCUCAACACUCAGAAAUCGAAGAAGAAAACAACAACGAAUGAGAAGAUGUCUACGUUUUGGACGGCGUGUCCGUACUGUUACAGUCUUCAUGAGUAUCCUAGGGUUUAUCAAGAGUAUUGUAUUAGAUGUCAAAACUGUCAAAGAGCGUUUCACGCUGCGAGUAUUCCUCAGUUGCCUCCGUUGAUACCUGGUAAAGAUGAGUAUUAUUGUUGUUGGGGUUUUUUUCCGAUGGGGUUUGUUGGUGGUAAAGGAGGAGAAGCUGCCAUUGCUAAUGGAGUAGAUGCAGCUAAGUUCCCUAAUUGGAUGCCUCCGGUUUUCUCAUCCGGCGGCGUUGCAGCUCCUCCAAGUGGUAAUGGUGUUAGUUUUGAUGGAUGGUCAGGUGGUGCGGCGAAGAGAGAUAAUGAGGCUGUGAGGAGUAAUAAUGGUGUUGGAGUUAAUUCAGAUGGAACACCGAAGAAGAGAGGAAGAGGAAGGCCGAAGAAGAAUCCGGUUUAGUGAUCUCUUUUCAAACUCCGGUCAUGAUUGUUAAAAUUAUGGAGACAAAAUUUUAAAGGCAAGUUUUUUUUAAGGCAAGGAAGUUUAGGAUCAGCGUUUGUUGUCUUAGUGUAAACUUUAUUAUGCAUUUGUUGUUAUUACCGUUGUGUAAUUGUGUUAUCUUGAUUUACUUUGAAACAUUUUCCUCAUUACAUAAUUUGGCAAUUCGCUCUUUUCCACUUC
Messenger RNA from Arabidopsis thaliana (thale cress), 1346 nucleotides. Its product is annotated as Chaperone DnaJ-domain superfamily protein. The record is from RefSeq and is marked reviewed. The transcript has a single exon. The coding region runs from base 57 to 1124 and encodes 355 amino acids. Lineage: Eukaryota; Viridiplantae; Streptophyta; Magnoliopsida; Brassicales; Brassicaceae. Gene Ontology annotation, biological process: positive regulation of transcription by RNA polymerase II.